CUGUAGAGGCGGUAACGAGCUGCGUGAUUCAAAGAAGACUCAGUGCGAAGAAUUAUAUAUUGAGCCGAUUCAUUUGAAUGCGGAUGUUCUACAAAUAAACGUGAAACCUUGUAUUUGAAUUAAGUUUUUGUUUUUGGUUGUGGGUGAUUUGGGUCACGCAAGAGACAGUAAUCUGUUUUAUUUAAGACUAAAAAAAACAAGAACUAAGAGAUGUCAGACAGCAGCAGCUCAGUCGGUCUGCUGUCAUAUGAAACACUCGUGCAUGCUGUUGCAGGUGCUAUGGGCAGUGUUACAGCAAUGACUGUGUUUUUCCCUCUGGACACAGCCAGAAUCAGACUUCAAGUGGAUGAAAGCCGGAAGUCUAAGUCCACUCCCAUCAUUCUGGCUGAGAUAGCAAAGGAGGAGGGCAUAUCCUCUCUUUAUCGUGGCUGGUUCCCUGUGAUUUCCAGCCUGUGCUGCUCUAACUUUGUUUAUUUCUACACCUUUAACACCUUGAAGAAAGCGAUGGUCUCUGACAGAUCCAAACCUGGCAAAGAUUUGCUCAUGGGCUUCAUAUCAGGGGCCGUUAAUGUUCUCCUGACGACUCCCAUGUGGGUGGUCAACACACGGCUGAAGCUUCAGGGUGCAAAGUUUAGGAACGAGGAUCUCCAUCAGACCCACUAUAAGGGCAUAUUUGAUGCCUUCUCCCAGAUUAUAGCCAACGAGGGGGUGGGAACUCUGUGGAACGGGACUCUGCCGUCUCUCGUGUUGGUCUUCAACCCCGCGGUUCAGUUCAUGUUUUACGAGGCUAUGAAACGGAAAGCAGGACGCGGAGGCAAAAAGAUAUCAUCACUUGAGAUCUUUCUCAUUGGUGCCAUUGCUAAAGCCAUUGCAACAACCGCAACAUAUCCACUGCAGACGGUUCAGGCUAUCUUGAGGUUUGGGCAGUAUAAAUCAGAUGGGAAAGGAGGUCUGCCGGGCAGCGUGAGGAAUGUGAUAUCUUUACUAAUGGACCGAAUCAAGAGACAUGGACUGUUAGGGUUAUAUAAAGGUUUAGAGGCGAAGCUUCUCCAGACAGUAUUGACGGCAGCUCUUAUGUUCGUGGUGUACGAGAAGAUAACUUCUGCCACGUUCAAACUCAUGGGUCUCCAGAAAAAACUCAAGCAUUGAGAAACCGAGCCAUGUAAAGUAAUAAGAAACUAAAUACUACCUCUAUAACGCACAGCCUCAAUGAGGAGAGCUUAACAUAUCCCAUCACUUACUACUUUGAUAUAACAAGGGUUAAUGUAGUAUGAUCCCAGUUAAACACAGUUUACACUGAAGGUGUUUAUGAAUACAAACAUUUAAUUUUUAACAAAUUUAUGUUUUUAAGUUUCUGUCUGAAUGUGAAAUACAUUUUAAUAUAAUAGCUAGGGCUGUCACAAUUAUUAAAUUAUCCUCUUAUCGCGAUUGUUUGACCUCAUCGCCAUGAUUUUAGAUCACCGCAAUGAUUGCACAUCUCUCUGAAAAACACAAGGGGGAGCUGUAGCAUCUGUAUGAACGAGACCGUAUCUAAUGGCUGUCUUCAUGUAUUAAAGCCAUUUAACUCAUUCACCGCCAGCCUUUUUGAGAAAAGUUGCCCACCUGCAUUUUUGUGAUUUUAACAAUAUUUUCACAAAAUUCCUUGCAGGAAAAAUUAUUUUCUAUAAAUAUAUAAACAUACAAACUAUAUCAAAUUAAAGAACACACCCUCUGCUUUCAAACAAACAAUAAACAAACAAACAAAAUGGGGGAAAAAACGUUUCAUUAUAUAUUUACUUUUUCUACUUAAUUUAACCACUGAAAUAUGGAUAUUUCUCUUCAAAAUACAACAUUGAGCAAAAAGCUUAAAAAAUUGCGUUUUUGUAAAGGAAUUUAUGUUAGAGAUCAGACUCAGAAUAACUAUCAAACAUAAAGGCAGUUAAAAUAAAUCAUUAAAUCUUUUUAACUUCCGUUUUUGAUGCAUUCGGUUUGGCGCCAUCUGGUGGAUAAAAGCGGUAUUACACUUUCACUUUGAAAUUCGUCCAGAAAGGCAUAUUUAUUAGUUAAAUAUGAACUCAUAAAUGACGAGAUAACUCGUCAAUGGCGGUGAAUGAGUUAAUACAGUGAAAAAACAGCAUUUAAAGAAAUGCUGCAAAACUUUGAUAAGCAGUAUGAAUUGCAAGGUGAAACAUACAUUUCCAAAACAGCAAUUCCAAAGUUAGAUGCUAU
Misgurnus anguillicaudatus (oriental weatherfish) is the source of this 2208-nucleotide messenger RNA. RefSeq names its product solute carrier family 25 member 17-like (gene slc25a17l). The record is from RefSeq and is a predicted model, not a curated record. NCBI's taxonomy places the organism in Eukaryota, Metazoa, Chordata, Actinopteri, Cypriniformes, Cobitidae. Gene Ontology annotation, molecular function: FMN transmembrane transporter activity; coenzyme A transmembrane transporter activity; NAD transmembrane transporter activity. Gene Ontology annotation, biological process: transport. Gene Ontology annotation, cellular component: peroxisomal membrane.